Molecule: messenger RNA, 1114 nt
Organism: Cajanus cajan (pigeon pea)
Lineage: Eukaryota; Viridiplantae; Streptophyta; Magnoliopsida; Fabales; Fabaceae
Product: BTB/POZ domain-containing protein
Molecular function (GO): protein binding
Source: RefSeq, a predicted model, not a curated record
GUGUAUGUCCAUAAAGGAUAAUGAUAUAUAUUUGCUAAAUUAAUUGGACACGAGACAUUAAUCAUUAAUGAUGGGGUCCAUGCAAUGCAUUAUAUAAAGAAUGAAGGUAGAUGGCAACUCUUUAAAUUAGCAAACAUCUUCAAACUUUCUGUGAGUUAAGAAAGCAGAGGAGGGGAACUAAGAGAAUCAAGCAUGGAUUGCUGUGUGUGUACAACUAUGCCAAUGAUUUUGAGGCCUCCAAGGAACACAAUAUGUGGGGCUUGUUACGAAGGAGUAAGGAGCAUAAUCAACAUGAUGAACAAUGUUGAUAGUGAGAAAGUAAAAGCAAUUGCUAAUAAUCCAAACAGUUCCCCACUUUCACGGCGAAAUUCGAGUAAGACACUAGAUGAUUGUAUAAGAUGGUGUUCAGAGCAGAUAGAGCAAUUUAAUCAACAAAAAGAAGACCUGGUUUUCCUAAGAAGCUUUGUUGCUGCCUUCAAAUCACAGAUUCACACGGAUAUAUUGGUCAGUCCAGGCAAACACGGUCCACCUAUACCAGCACAUAAAUCCGUUUUGGCAGCAAGGUCAGAAAUAUUGAAGAACAUGUUAGAGUGCGAUGAAUGCAAGGCUGCACCAAAGAGCAGCAUAAGCAUACCCGAUUUGAACCACGAAGAGCUAGAGUCUCUGCUGGAGUUUCUGUACAGUGGGACCUUGGGUGUGGAAAAACUAGAGAAGCACGUUUACGCGUUGUCGCAAGCAGGUGAUAAGUAUGUAAUCCCACAUUUGCUGAAACACUGCGAACGAUACCUGCUGAGUUCGCUAAAUACCACUAAUGCCCUUGAGACACUGGAGAUUGCAGAUACUUGUUCCAACCAAAAUUUGAAAGAGACAACGUUGAAUUUCUUGGUUAAAAACAUUGAGCACAUGGUGUCUUCUCCUAAGUUUGAAGCUUUUGUGCAUAGGAGUCCUCAUCUUACUGUGCAACUCGUUACGAGGGCCUUCGUCAAUGGUGCCAAAUAAAUCACUUUCUCUCCAACUUCCACGCUCCCUAAUAUUUAAAUAAUUGUAAUUCUAAAAAUAACACAAAAUACUUUAAUUCCUCUAGUUAAUAAGAUUCUUUUUUAAUGUGUUUGUA